GAAAACUCGAUUCAAGAGUUCACCAACUCUUAUGAGCAGUCAAGUCACUCAGCCCUCUCAACAGCAGCAGCCUCAGAACCCCACACACGGCGAGGAAUGUGACAUCUGUGGAAUUAUUAUCUCUCGCCGUGGUGACAUGCCCAGACACAAACGAACUCAUGCGGCUGCAGAAGACAUGGACGCCAUGUUACACCGAUGCCCUUGGGAAGGUUGCACCUAUUCCAGCCUCCAAAAAACCAACACCGAUAUUCAUCACAGGACACAUACGAAGGAACGAAACCAAGUGUGUCCCGAUUGUGAUUCCAGGUUUUCCGAUCCUGGGUCUUUGAUUAGACAUCGCAAGACUCUGCAUGGAUAUGUUCCUAAAGCUAGAAAGACGCGUCAAAGCAGCACUACUACUAGUCCUGCCUCAUCUACACGCGGCAGGCGAAGGCGUCAGCCGUAUUCGCAUUCCAUGUCUUCCGUUUCUUCAGCUUCGAGUUCAGGUUUAUCAUCUCCUGAUCCUACCACUCCCACUUCUCCAAGUACUUCUGAUGUUCACUCACAGUGAUUAUGCUUGGUUGUAGAUGGUACGGUAUAUCCGUGGCCUUACUUUUCCCGCUCAUGAUUUCUCUGAUCUCUAUAUAUACCACUUACAGGAAAUGCUCUUGCCGACUCGGGAGAAGUUUGCGAACACCGUAUCGAAUCGCCGGAAUCAGCGGGCACAAAAUCUGGUUGUCGGGAUGAUGCACAACGGUGAAAGUGUUCCCAUUUGAUGUCGGGAAUGGUCGUUCGCACUACUUACAGGCCGGUGCCCCACUGGCUUAACCAGUGGUGUCCUCUUCGACUUUUUCGUAGAGGUAAACGAAGGAGGAGA
Messenger RNA from Marasmius oreades (fairy-ring Marasmius), 856 nucleotides. RefSeq lists its product as uncharacterized. The coding region runs from base 32 to 550 and encodes 172 amino acids. Gene Ontology annotation, biological process: regulation of transcription by RNA polymerase II. The transcript has a single exon. The record is from RefSeq and is a predicted model, not a curated record. NCBI's taxonomy places the organism in Eukaryota, Fungi, Basidiomycota, Agaricomycetes, Agaricales, Marasmiaceae. Gene Ontology annotation, cellular component: nucleus. Gene Ontology annotation, molecular function: DNA-binding transcription factor activity, RNA polymerase II-specific; RNA polymerase II cis-regulatory region sequence-specific DNA binding.